GAAGACAUAAAAAGUGUUGCGGAAGAAGAAGGAGGACUUCCAUGAGAAAGGAGAGGGAGUGCAACAACAAAUUACGGCUCAGUCCCGAUCUUCACGCAAAGCUACGAUUUUGGCUUCAUAGAUCUCCAAAAUUCAUCUUCAAGCAUUCCCAAUCGUAUGUGACAAGUAAUGGGGUCUGAAACUACUGCAGCUUCUUCUUCUGAGCACUCCGACAUGUCCAUCUCAGGGCUUCACGAUAAGCACCGUCUAGAGCUAGAAAAUUUGACACUAACCUCACAACCUUUCAAAACACUGAAACUCUUCAUAUUGGCUGUUAUUCAAUACAUGAAGAAAACAACAUUGUAUUUGUUGGCAAAAGGUGGGUGGCUCAUGCUAUUCAGUGUUGCGGUAGGGACUCUUAGCAUAUUGCUGAUGGCCUUGGAUGGUCCUCACGGGAAGCAUCGUGAGGAGGUUCUUGAAUAUUUCCGCUUUGGACUGUGGUGGAUUGCCCUUGGGGUUGCAUCUUCAAUUGGCCUAGGCUCUGGUUUGCACACAUUUGUUCUAUAUUUGGGUCCACACAUAGCACUGUUUACAAUUAAAGCAACACAAUGUGGCCGAGUGGAUUUGAAAAGUGCUCCAUAUGAUACCAUACAAUUAAAAAGAGGUCCUUCUUGGCUUGAUAAAGACUGUUCUGAAUUUGGGCCACCAUUGUUCCAGUCAGUAUAUGGUUCAAGGGUUCCACUUAGCAGGAUUUUGACUCAAGUUCAGUUGGAGGCCAUUCUAUGGGGUCUCGGAACUGCUAUAGGGGAGCUUCCACCUUACUUUAUCUCCAGGGCAGCACGUUUGUCUGGGAGUAGAGUGGAUGCAAUGGAAGAGUUGGAUAACGAAGAUAAAGGAAUCCUGAAUCAAGCCAAACGCUGGUUUCUUUCGCAUGCUCAACAUUUGAAUUUCGUUACCAUUCUUGUGCUUGCAUCGGUGCCAAAUCCUCUAUUUGACCUUGCUGGCAUCAUGUGUGGACAAUUUGGCAUUCCGUUUUGGGAAUUUUUUCUUGCGACCAUGAUUGGAAAGGCAAUUAUUAAAACUCACAUACAGACAAUAUUUAUCAUCUCAGUUUGCAAUAAUCAACUUCUUGACUGGAUAGAGAAUGAAUUUAUAUGGGUUCUCAGUCAUAUACCCGGUUUUGCUUCAGUCCUGCCUAGCGUGGUGGCUAAUCUGCAUGCAAUGAAAGAUAAGUAUCUGAAAGCACCCCAGCCAGUUUCCCCGAAAAUUCAGGGGAAAAAGUGGGAUUUGUCUUUUACAUCAAUCUGGAACACAGUGGUGUGGCUCAUGCUCAUGAACUUCUUUGUCAAGAUUGUUAAUGCAACAGCACAGAGGUAUCUGAAGAAACAACAAGACAGAGAGCUCGCUGCAUUAACGGAAAAGUCAGUCUCAACAGAUUCAGAUGCACAAUGAAAUGAUGUUGUUCUGCUUGUGUUGCCUCUUUUUAGUUGGUUCCUCUUGCAAGCAGAAAAUUCGAAUAUGAAUUACAGCUGUUCCUGAAUGCCCCAUCAAAGUUACUGCAGCAGAGCCCUAUUAAUCUGUUAGAAAGUUCUAUAGGAAGGAAUAUACAAUGAAGUUAGGAAAAAGUAGUUGCAGGUUGCAACAUUUAUUGUUUCAAGUUUCAACAAUGUGACAUUUGGGGGAAAGCAUUGGUUGGAUAUUUAGACCUAAACACUACAUUAGAUACUGCUUGGAAUGAAUUAUGGGAAUCCUAUUAUUCUUUGGAAAUGAAUGGCAAGACAAAUUAUUUGUUCCCUUUA
Molecule: messenger RNA, 1778 nt
Organism: Arachis stenosperma
Lineage: Eukaryota; Viridiplantae; Streptophyta; Magnoliopsida; Fabales; Fabaceae
Product: vacuole membrane protein KMS1
Exons: 9
Coding region: 169-1431 (420 amino acids)
Source: RefSeq, a predicted model, not a curated record